Messenger RNA from Megalopta genalis, 2611 nucleotides. RefSeq lists its product as uncharacterized. Lineage: Eukaryota; Metazoa; Arthropoda; Insecta; Hymenoptera; Halictidae. The record is from RefSeq and is a predicted model, not a curated record.
AAGUUCGAAACGGAGCGCGUUUCCUCGCGCGCUUGGUAACCUCUCUCGGCGAUUACCGAACGAUUACCAAAGCAUUAUCGAGCAGCCGAUAAUCAAACGUGACGGGAUUGAGCGCGCCGUUGCGCCGUCGAUCACGAUCGAUCGGCGCAAUCGUCCGUACGCCGCGGCGAUGUCCUAACCGGGUUUUAUCACUACACCGAAUAAUCGGCGCUGUUCGCCGAGCCGAGCCGGUGCUCGAUCGUUGCGGCUUCGAUCCGCCGCGUGUGUUUACCAUGCGUGUUUACAUUUUUUUCGGCCAAGUGAACCGUCCACGGAAAUCCUGAGCAACCGGCACGCGUUCCGGCAUUUUCUAUCAGUGAGCCAUCGUGUCCCGGUUAAAGCGCGGUUAACCAUGACCAAACUCUGCUGUAUGGGCUACUCGUUGGCGGCCAGGAUGAUCGGCACGUACACCAUGUCGAUUUCGAUCCUGAUAAUCAACGUGCUAAUGAGCGACUACUUCUCGAGACCGACCGACGACAGUUUCUUCGACUCGGUGUCGGAUUGGUCCCUGCUGGGCCUGAACUGGAUGCAGAUCCUGGGCAACCUGCGCGUGGAAAAGAAAGCGGAAACGGCGGUGGUGUUCCUGCUAUUGUACGCGAUAUUAUUGUUGCUGGCCAGCGCGUAUCUCGCCUUGGGAUCGAUCUCGAGGAGACCGAAGUGCGCCGUGCCUUGGAUGUAUUUGCAAAUGAUUAGCAUAAUAGAUCAGUCUGUGGCGCUGGCUAUUCAUCUGACGCACGGGUCGCAGUACGAUGUUUACGAUAAAUCGGUAUGGUACAUUCCAGUGUCCAGCAUCUAUCUGAUGUUCAGCGCGUACAUCUGGACGGUGGUGCAGGUGGCACGGAAGGACUGGUUGGACCAGGAAGAGCCGGACUCCGGCGACGACGUCGACUUCGUCGAGGCAACAUCGUCGACGGACGCGAACAGCGAGCCGAAGACGCCGUCCUUCCUCUCGCAGAACUUCGCGAUGUUCCACUCGCCUCGGCCGGAUUCGAUCCUGCCGAAAUAACGAUCCCGGAGGAUCGGGGACAGGCUGCUAUCGCGAAGUGCCUAAUUGCUGGCGCAAACCGGCGGCCCGCGCGUGACACCCGCACGGUUUGGACGUUCGACGCGUUUAUUUCGAGUCGCCACGAGGAACGGCCGAUUAAACGGCGUCCCCGCGGGAAGACGCGAACCUUGAAUUCGCGUAAUAACCAUUGAUCACUUUCCCGGACUAAUGGAACGUGCGCGGAGGGACGGCCGAACUACCCAGAAACGCGAUGAAUCUCGGCCGGCCCCGCUCCACGGGGAGAAUGUAUGUAUAAUAACGCGAGCGGGCUCGAUAAAUCAGCGCCGGGAUGCGACUAAUAGAGUGUAUCAAAUGCGACCGCGGCGGAGCGCGGCUGCAUAGAAAACAUGAGGGAUGGCCGCGUUUUACGUCGAAAUACUUUUAAACUUCCGGGAAUUUGAAUCGCGCGCAAAGCAUAUUCCCCGCCGCGCCGGCAGGAACGCCGUCUCCUGGAUGGAGAGGUCGAUUUGUCCGAGAAUGGUCGGAACUUUUCGCGAAACUCCCGAGAAUAAUGAUCGAGCGCGCACAAUGGCCCCGAUAGGAAAAGUCGCCACCGAUUUAUUUCGGCCGUUUGCCCCUCCCCCCGCGGGAUCGUUCGCUUCCCGGCUAUAUCGGGGCUACGGGAUCGCGAAUGCGACUUCCGGUGCGACGCGGAUUAGAAUCGUUUUUUAGGCUAUCGCGAAGCGUUUUGCAAUUUUUCUAGCGAACGAUUCGGAGCGCGACGUUUCUCGCACCAGAAUCUCGGUGUAUUUCUCUGUUUCCUCUGUUUUUGCUAAACGGCUGAACCGGAAUACGGAUGCGCGGCUCGAGGGACGGUCUUCCGGUUUCGGAUAACGAAAGGCGCUAAGAGAUCGUGUCCGAAAGUGGAUCACGGUCCCGAGGUUCGAAUUAGCGAACCGAAGAUCGCGUUCUAAGGCGGACUAUGAUCUCGAGACCACGAAACAUCGAUACUAAAUAUCGUUGAUUUCUGUAUAACGUUUACCGCGGACCUGUGCAGGAUCGUUAGAAUACGUUAUACGCAAAGUGUCUCGCCGUUUCCUUUAUCUCUAACGGCGAAGAUCGCCGCGAAAAUUAGUGCCUCGUUAGGGAGUUCCUGGUUCAGGCAUCUUCUGGAAGACGAGGUGGACAGAGAAAUACACGAAGAGUCCUCGGGACUUGUGAUAUUUCACGUUCUUCCCGAAGAAAAAAUUGCGCAAACGAUCGAGCGCCCCGAAAAUUAGUGCCUCGUUAGGGAGCUCCCAGUUCAAGCAUCUUCUAAAAGACGAGGUGGUCAGAGAAAUACGCAAAGAGUUCUCGGGACUUGUGAUAUUUCAUGUUAUUCCCGAAGAAAAAAUUGCGGAAACGAUCGAGCGCCCCGAGAAUGGCACGCCAAGCAAAUGGCGCGCCGUAGUCAAGACUUCGGAGAAAGAUUUUAGUCGAAUCGCGUAGCCAACCCUUUGCGAUCGGCGACCACCGCCGACUGCACCGCUCGAAAUUAACAAUCGAAAGUUAUAAUGGGGAAACUGACGAACGAACGAAAAGGAAUAA